Messenger RNA from Equus quagga, 4151 nucleotides. It is a transcript of the gene PACRGL, whose product is annotated as parkin coregulated like. The record is from RefSeq and is a predicted model, not a curated record. NCBI's taxonomy places the organism in Eukaryota, Metazoa, Chordata, Mammalia, Perissodactyla, Equidae. The transcript has 8 exons. The coding region runs from base 2822 to 3484 and encodes 220 amino acids.
GGGUGUCCGGAGCCGUGGGCCGCGGGUGCGGGGAUGCCACGUUGCCGCCCGCACUCUCUCAGACCGUCGGCUUCCUAGCUGGCCUGUUGCUAAGGCCGCCGGAUUCCGUUGCUAGGGGUCCUGGGGAUGCUGAGCACCAAGGACGCGCCGUUCCUUUCCUGGGGUCUGACUUUGGCUAGGAGUAGCCUUCGACGGCCUGAAUUGAAACCGGCCGCCUUUCCCCUCACCCACCACAACCCCCUUAAAAAAAAAAAAAAAAACAAACCUCUGUUUUUCUCCACUUUUUUCCUCCACGCCCUCCUCAUUUUCUAAUUUUGACAGCACCCUCGCCCUGAACUGGUCUUAGGUAUUUGGAAAUCUGUGGUGUUUGAAGGGGAGAGGUAAGAAAAAUGGAAAGCAGAUUUUAAAACCCUUAAUAUUGGCCCUUUAGAUUUACUUUAUGGUAAAAAGGAAUUGAGAUAGGCGGAUAUUAGGCUCUGUCGCUGUCCUUUGGUGUUUGAAGGAGCUUUAAAGAUAGAACACUGUUUCUUUAGUAGGGUGCCUAUUACACUUUUGCAAUUUGCAGACACCGGAUUAGAGAGUAGGAAGAGACGCGGCCUCUGCCCCUGAGAAUUUAGCGAGCGGUUUAGUGCAGUAGUCUCAAAGCUGAGUGCGGGAAGAAAGUACAUAUAGAGAAAGAAAUAGGAUAUGUGAGCUGUCCAAAACAGUGAAAGGGAAGUAUGUUUUCCUAGCAUUGACAUGGAUGCCUAGAGCCCAUUGUAGAUGACCUAAGCAAACCUAAGGGAAAAUGAGGGUUCCACAGUGGGGGGCCCUGCUUGAUUUGUUUGCUCUCUGAUAUUGUGACAUAUUUUAGGUGUUUGGGUAAGUGGAUUUAUGGAUUCUAGUGUCUAUUUAGAAUCUGUAUUAUUUUGUAAAAGAAUGUGGGGUGAACUUGAUAAUAUUUAUGACACAAAAUAGUUCUUACCUUUUUCUCCCACUAUCACCUGUUUAUGCCACCCUUCACAUGUUAUUUAAUGAAAAAGCACUCAAAAACAUAAGAUGAGCAUAAGAUGAAUUAAGCAUUUUCUUUUACAAACAGCUCAUGCUCCUGUUUUGUCGUCAGUGGUAUUCCCCCAGGGGGAUACUAUUUUUAAAAAUUGAGCACACUUAAUGUGUAAUAAGGUAAAGGGUGAUACUUUUAGCAAUAAAUGGAAAAGGAAUUCUUUUGGAGAGAAGUCUCCUGAUAUAGGGUGUUUUGAAAGUGGACAUAGAAAUGUUUGCACCAUUGUUUGUAUGUGUGUGUGUGCGUUGAUGUUGCUGAAAAUUACAUAAGUAUAUUACACUUAAAAAUUGUCCUGUAUACUUAAAACCUUUGGUAGCUCAAUUUUCUAGCGUGUGUAAAAGUUUUUCAAAUGAGGAGUUUCAGUGGCUUUUUGAACUUAUUCAAAAUAUAAUGCAGUACCUUCCCAUUAGUACCUUACAAGAACAACUUUUUGACCUAAAGGAAGAUAGAAAUUUAGUUGUUACUAUGAAAAUUUUUGCAGAAUUAGUGAGUAGUGUUGAAAAGAGUCCAUCAUGAUUUGAUCUGGCCAACUAUGCUCUUUUUAUGUUUGUGGGUAGGCAUCUUUGUGAAGCAACUCUUUUAGCUAUGACAGCAAUUACAAUUUGCGAUCAAAAGAAACUGAACUUAACCGGAUCUUCAAAUCGAUGUAGCCCAAAGUGUUAAACCAAAUUUUUCAAAAAGAAGGAAAUAUAUUUAGUUACCUUAACCCCACUAUUGUUAGUAUACUAAUACUAAAAAAUACUUUGUACCAUUAUAAAGAAAAUGGUAAUAGCUAAAAUUCAUAUAGCACAUACUGUGUGCCAAGCACUUUUCUAAAUGUUUUACGUAUAUUAACCUGUUGGUCUUCAUCAACAUUUACAGUAGUUACUGUAAUUAUCCCCAAAUAUAGAGUUGAGGAAAUUGACACAGAGAUUUUCUUUUUCAAACAGAAACUUAGGUUGUAUUGUUCCCCAUCAGGAACUUCUCAAAAUAGAGACCAAGUACAAUAGUAAAUACUUGUUGAAUAAUCACUGAAGAGCAAUAUUAGGUUGCCAUAUUUAAAGCCUGCCGUAACUUAUUUUAGAAUAUUAUCUGACAAAUUUAAUAAGCUAUUAAUUACCAUGUUUCUAUAAAAAGCAUAGAAUGUGAUGUGUGAUAUUGAGAAGUAAGUCAUCUGCUGGUAGUAAGAUGAGAAAAUUAAGUCAAUGUAUUAAAUCAAGAAAAUUGAAAUUUAAAAUUAUUCUGUGUACAGAAAGAACCUUACAUUUAGUUUAUCUUUACAAGGUACUUUGAUCUGGUCACAUCAUGAUUGAAAUAUUUUUGGUCUGAAUGCUGUUACAUGGAGCUUGUCCUCCUGAUGAUUUCUAAUUUGCCAAGUAGGUUACAAUCAUCUCGUGUGAGGAAUCAUUUAAGAAAGCAUCAGUGUUUAUCCUGAAGAAGAGGAAACUAAGGCGUGUGGAGUCAGUGUCCUCAAAUACUUGAAAAGCUGUCAUUUGGAAGUUGAAGAGGACUUCACCUGUGUUGCCUUAAGGGAAGAUCGUACAGUGUAGUUGAGGGGUAGUGAUAUAUAUAAUGAUUAAAGUCUGAAAGUGGGAAACGCUCUAAUGGAAGAAUAACUGGAUGUCAUGUGAGUAGGGGAAUGGAAUAAUCAAGUAGAAAUAAGAAGAAGGAAGCAGUGCAGAAAAAGAGUGCCGCGGAAGUGUACCUUUGAGAAACAGACAAUCAGGCAAGGCUGCGUGGAACUGAAGAGUGGAGCUAGACCCAGACAUACCACCAGGCACUGGGAGUAAAAGGGAAGCAAUGCAGAAAUCAGAGUGCCGUGGAGGUGUACAGUUGAGAAACAGAGUGACAGGUAACUGUGAUCAAAGGAUAUCAUCAAGCACACAAAUAAAAAAUAGGACUACAUUUCAACGAAGCAAAUCUUCAUCAUCAACCAGUUCACCAGAGUCUACAAGAAAACAUCCUCGACCGAGUGAUAAACUUAACCCUAAAACAAUUAACCCGUUUGGUGAACAGUCACGAGCUCCUUCCGCGUUUGCAGCUAUUUACUCUAAAGGAGGUAUUCCUUGCAGGUUGGUCCAUGGUUCAGUAAAACACAGAUUACAGUGGGAGUGUCCUCCUGAAAAUCUUCCAUUUGAUCCUCUUCUUAUUACUUUAGCUGAGGGUCUGAGAGAGACUAAACAUCCGUACACCUUCGUGUCAAAGGAAGGUUUUAGAGAAUUGCUUUUGGUCCAAGGUGCUGCUGACAAAGCUGUGCCUUUGCUUCCUAGACUGAUUCCUGUGCUAAAGGCAGCUCUGGCCCAUUCGGAUGAUGAAGUGUUUGAAAGAGGAUUGAAUGCUCUGGUGCAGUUAAGUGUUGUUGUUGGUCCUUCUCUAAAUGACCAUCUGAAACACCUGCUCACAAGUGGAAGCCUUAUCAUCAUCAAAGCUAAAAUUCCAACAUACUGCUCCAUAUGCUGUUGAAAAAGAGGCCAGCAAAAAUCUUCUUACUGCCUGGUGACAGAUGUUAAACGCUGACCAUGGGGACCUGUGGAACCUUUUCAGAUUCACUUCAGUUUAUUCUUUUGUAAAUCACAGCCACCAUUCAUUAUUUACUAGUUUAAGAUAAGUAUAUACAAUUCCACUAAAUCAUAGUAAAAGUUAUUCUUCAACAAAAAAGAAUGGUUAAUGAUGGAAAGCUAUUAAAAAAAGUUCUACAAUAGUACAAUUUUGUGGGGUUUAUUUUUCAUAUUUUUGUGGUUUGUGUGAACAACCAUUAUUGGGUUUACAGUAGAUGUGUUUGUAUUUUCUAGUGCCUUUUAUUUAUAAUAUCCCUUUUGCAAUCAGUUUAUAGCUAUACUUAUUUUGAGAUAUUUUGCCAUUUCUUGGGUUUUUUAUUCAUCAAGGCUAUGGAAAUUUAAAUUAGUGGACAAACAUUUGUGAAUUCACUGUUAAUUAUUGUUUGUAAAUAUGUAUUUUAUAAUAUAGAAUGCUUGGGACAAUUUCUUUCCAGAGUAUUCUAGUUUAAGAAUUUUUUUUAAUGUGUAAAUUCUCUAAGUAUGUUGUUUAUUACAACUCAUUAAAACUACCUAAACUUUAGGUGUUAAUUGUAUUAAAGUAAAUGUUAUUUUUGUAUUUCAUAAUCUGAAAA